Candidula unifasciata is the source of this 960-nucleotide messenger RNA. The record is from the annotation of a GenBank genome assembly. NCBI's taxonomy places the organism in Eukaryota, Metazoa, Mollusca, Gastropoda, Stylommatophora, Geomitridae.
AUGGAAGAAAAUAUUGAAUCAGCAUUUCAAUUGCUGUCAUCUGAGAUGAGAGAUUUGUAUCCUUGCAUUGAGACACUCAGUUCCACGCCAGAUCCUCUGACUUUUUACAGAAAGUUUGUCUCGCAGAAUCGCCCUGUUGUGAUUCAAAAUGCCAUCAGCCAUUACCCUGCAUUAUGGAAAUGGGGAGACAAAUAUCUCAGAGAGAAAGUUGGUGAUCAACUUGUCACAGUGGCAGUAACACCCAGUGGCUAUGCAGAUGCUAUUUGUGAAGAUCAUUUUGUCAUGCCUGAGGAACGGAGCAUGCUGAUGUCUGAAUUUUUGGAUGUAAUCUACACACCCCCAGAACAACGAAAUACACAAGGUGUCUUCUACAUCCAGAAGCAAAAUUCAAACUUAUAUAGUGAAUUUUCUAGCCUGAUGGAAGAUGUGGAUUCUGAUGUUUCAUGGGGCACUGAGGCAUUUGGUGCCAAGCCUGAUGCGGUAAAUUUCUGGAUGGGAGAUCAAAAAGCUGUGACAUCAAAGUAUUUCAAACCUAAUCUAAACUUUUACCACAAAGAUGAUUAUGAUGGAUUGAUAUUAUUGAACAUAUUCAUUAUUCCAGAAUCCUGUACAUGUGCGGUAUACAAGCAGAAUAUUGAUGGUGAAUUUGUAAUAACACCAACAGAAAGUGAGGACAAGGUCUCCUGGAUUGCAGUAGAUCCACUGAAACCUGACUUGGACAAGUAUCCCCAGUAUGCUUCAGCAAGACCACUGACUGUCACUGUCAGGGCUGGAGAGACCUUGUAUCUUCCUUCACUGUGGUUUCACCAUGUCCAGCAAUCCCAGGCUUGUAUUGCAGUGAACUAUUGGUACGACAUGGACUUUGACAUCAAAUGGGCCUAUUACAAGUUUCUGGAAAAGCUGUCAAGUGGCAAACAAUCAAGUAGUGUAAAAAUCGCAGAGACUGUUGUUCCACAAUAA